CUACGGUUUUACAUUUGCGCGCAUCAUCACUGGCACAUACACAGGAUCACACACUUUUAAAACACACACCGGACUAUAUUCUAGCCUACUUUCCUUUAGAAUAAUUAAAGGAAAAACAAAAAGAAAGAAUAACUUUUUUUUCUUCUGUCGCUUCAUCCUCAACGAGUUCUGCAAAUAUACGUGUUACUUUUCAUCAGCUUUGGUAAUUUUUGUAAUUAUUCUGGAUCUAUACAGGAGACUUUAUGUUGGGUUAAUAACACAUGUAAAGACGGAACCGCUACAGCAAACAAACCCGGGUUCGGAAGAGCGCGCCCAGUCGAGCUCAGAGUCCCGGCUACCGGACAGUCCCUUCGAGUCCUCCCCGCUCCCGGUCCUCCACCACAGUCGCAUCAAUCCCCAGCCCCCCACACAGAACACCAUUCAGCGCGAGGCUUUCACACCAGACAUGCCUUGUGUGCAGGCACAGUAUGGGCCCGCCCCUCCAGGCUCGUCCUACUCCGCCCAGUCCUUUGGUUACCAGGGCGACAGCUACAGCUCUGACCUCAUGACCCCAGACUAUACCAAGUUGGACUUGGGGGGGGGUGAGAUCUCGGCGGCCGCCACCACCUCUCUGCCCAGCUUCAACGUGUUUGUCGAGGGGAGCUACGAGCCCAAGUCCUCCUGCCUAUACCAGAUGCCCUCCCAUAGGCCGCUUAUAAAGAAGGAGGAGGAGUCCUACCCACAAUCUGACACCAUGCCCACCUCCUCCAUGUACUUUAAACAGUCUCCUCCGUCCACCCCCACCACCCCCUCUCUCGCCCCCCAGCCUGGCUCCUCCUUCCUCUGGGAUGACUCCCCCCACCUCUCCCUGCAGCCCCCCUCCCACGGCCCCCUCAAGUCCGUUCGCUUCCCCCACUUCUACCAGCAAUCCCCUCCCCACAGUGGGGGGUACGAGGGGUUGGGAGGGGGGCUGCCUCGCUCUUCCUCCUCAUCCUCUUCCUCGUCCUCCUCGGUGCCCCCUCACCCCCACGGCCCGCCCCUGGAACAGCACCUGUACCAGCUGCACCGCGGGGUUGGGGGUCCGGGGGGACUGGCCUUCCGUUCUCUGGCGCUGGGGUCCUGUAACCCUCUGCUGGGGGACCGCCUGCCCUCGCCCCCUCAUCGCGGCCCCCCAGGAGAGGGCACCUGUGCCGUGUGUGGCGACAAUGCUGCCUGCCAGCACUACGGCGUACGCACCUGCGAGGGCUGCAAAGGCUUCUUCAAGCGUACGGUGCAGAAGAAUGCCAAGUAUGUGUGCCUGGCCAGUAAGAACUGUCCGGUGGACAAACGGAGACGCAACCGCUGCCAGUACUGUCGCUUCCAGAAGUGCCUCAGUGUCGGCAUGGUGAAGGAGGUGGUCCGUACAGACAACCUGAAGGGCCGUCGAGGUCGUCUGCCCUCCAAACCAAAGAGCCCGCUGCAGGCGGAGUCCUCGCCUCCCUCGCCUCCCCUCAGCCUGCUCUCUGCUCUGCUCAGGGCCUACUCACACUGCACUCCCAGGGAACUAGACUACAGCCAGUUCAGUGCGGCGGAAGCCCCCUCCUCCUCCUCUGACACCCAGUACAUACAGCUCUUCUAUAGGCUGCUCACCAUCUCCAUGGAGACCACACGUUGCUGGGCCGACCGGCUGCCCGGCUUCAAUGAGCUUCACGGCGAUGACCAAAACCUUCUCAUAGACUCCGCCUUCCUGGAGCUCUUCGUCCUGCGAUUGGCCCACAGGUCUUUGUUGUCGGAGGAUAAGCUGGUGUUCUGUAAUGGCCUGGUGCUGAGCAGGUUCCAGUGUCUGAGAGGUUUUGGAGAGUGGCUGGACUCCAUCAGAGACUUCUCCUCUCAUCUACAGAGUCUCAACCUGGACACAUCUGCCUUCUCCUGCCUGGCUGCCCUGGUGCUGCUCACAGAGCAGGUCCCAGGACUGAAGGACAGUAAGCGCGUUGAGGAGCUGCAGAACAAGGUGGUGUGUUGCCUUAGAGACCACCUGGGCUUUGGCCCCUCCUCCUCCUCCUCCUCCUCCUCCAAGGCCACGCCCCCUCUAAGUCGUGUGCUGGGUGUUAGGGCGGAGCUCCGCUCCCAGAGGACCCAGGGUCUGCAGAGGAUCUUCUACCUGAAGCUGGAGGACCUAGUCCCACCCCCACCUCUGAUUGACAGGUUCCUAGACACUCUGCCCUACUGAUGCUGCCUGGGCUGAUUAUGCCCACACAUACGUGUCACAUCCUGUUUAAGACACCCCCCCCACCCCACCCCCCCAGAGCACCACGCAGCCACACUCAGAGCUACGCUGAGAGACAGCCAAUCAAAUUGCUUUUCACUCAUUAAGGACAACCAAUCAAAAAAUGCUUUUCACGCCAUAAAGACAAUUAUUCAUAUGCUUACCACUUUCUAUCUGGACCGUUUCUCUCGUGUGAUGGGAGGAUUUGAAAGGAUGACAAAAAAAAUGAAAGGGACAUUUCUCUGUCCUGUUUUAGUCUGGUUAUGCCUGAAGGAGGAAAAUAAGACCCAGGUCUUUGUUCUGGACUGGUUUGGCCUGCUUCAGUCUGGUUCGGUUCAGUCUAAGUUCAUAGCAGUCUGUCCUAGGGGCAGGGGAAGGCAGUCUGUGUGAGUAGCUGUGUGACGCUCUGAUGAUGUCCCAGGGAAACAGAAGCUGUGUUUGUUUCGUGUUCCCCCUGCGAAAUUGGAGGAAGGAGACAUUUAAAUAAAAAAAGGUAUCGUCAGUCAAGACGACGUACAGCGUGAGUGACCCAGCAAUCUGUCUGUGUGUGUGUGAGCUUAGUCACACAACAGAAGGCAUUAAAACAGAAGAUCUAUAUAAAACACCCAACACACACAGUGAAGUGACUGACUGCUGUUUGGCUCUGUUGUCCAAGUGCAAUUUCUUUAGUGCUAUCUUUUUUUUUAAAAAGCAACAGCUAGAGAUGGAAAGGUUUAAUUUCAAACUCUAAAUGAUUUUAAUACUAAGACUGGCCAUGUACUGCCAGUCUGUCAGUAGCUCCGGGAGAAAGAGAGAUUGGUGAGGAGGUACUGAGAACUAACCAUUGAUGACUCAGUCUCUCAGACUUGAACUGGCUGUAGUAGAUUUAAGAAUGAACUCUUAGGAUUAUUGGAGGAAAGAACGCAAGCAGCACUUACACCCUCAGAGGGUGACAAGCACAGACACACACCCACCCUGCUCCCCGAGAGAGGGAGCAAAGAGGCAGAGAGGAGGAGAACAGCAGAGGAGGAAAGGGGGGCUGGGAUUAGAAGGGUGCUCCAUGGAUGACUGUAAGGGGCCUGGGAGAGGUUGAAACAUUCCGCAGUCAUGCUCUUUUUAUAUGUUUGUAAUAUGGAGGCUGUGAGAGACUGGAGGACAGUGUUACUGUCUAUGUGUUUCUGUGUUGGAGUACAGGAGCAUAUGCAUGGUGUGUUAUAAGCUGUUAUAAGCUCUUAUGAAGCUGUUAUGACAGCCUGGCCUGGUUUGUGUGUCAGACUGCGCCUGUGUGUGUGUGUGUGUGUGUGUGUGUGUGUGUGUGUGUGUGUGUGUGUGUGUGUGUGUGUGUGUGUGUGUGUGUGUGUGGUCCCCCCCCCUCCACCCGGCCAUCCACCAUUACACAUCACAGACUCACUCACAGGCAUCCGUUUUGAAAGAAGGAAAAAAUACAAUUCUAUAGAUAUAUAAAUAUAUAUAUAUACAAAACUAAUAUUUUCAAGUGUUUUUAGCUUUUUCAAAUAUUGUGGUACAAGUUGUGCAUUGUUUUUUUGAAGAAGAGAAAUUAAAAGAAGUAAAAAAAGUUGUUUUCUAUUUCCCUCUGACUGGAGUUUUUGUUCAUCACUUUGACAUCAUGAAGUAGACCUGGUUAUUCUGACUGACUGGUUAUUCUGACUGACUGGUUAUUCUGACUGACUGAGUCUGCUGAUCCUAUCAUCAUUAUCAUUGUCAUCAUCAUCAUCACUCACAGUACCAUGAAUUAAUGUUAUAUCAGGACAAUGAGGGAAACCAGAGGAUUCACUGCAAGGAAUUGAUCCUGCACACAUUUCUAAAUAAAUGAAAUAAAAAUCA
This is a messenger RNA of Oncorhynchus nerka (sockeye salmon), 4048 nucleotides long. Its product is annotated as nuclear receptor subfamily 4 group A member 3-like. Gene Ontology annotation, biological process: regulation of transcription by RNA polymerase II; cellular response to corticotropin-releasing hormone stimulus. The record is from RefSeq and is a predicted model, not a curated record. Gene Ontology annotation, cellular component: nucleus; transcription regulator complex. NCBI's taxonomy places the organism in Eukaryota, Metazoa, Chordata, Actinopteri, Salmoniformes, Salmonidae. Gene Ontology annotation, molecular function: nuclear glucocorticoid receptor binding; zinc ion binding; RNA polymerase II cis-regulatory region sequence-specific DNA binding. The transcript has 8 exons. Bases 446 to 2188 code for a protein of 580 amino acids.